Molecule: messenger RNA, 1362 nt
Organism: Sphaeramia orbicularis (orbiculate cardinalfish)
Lineage: Eukaryota; Metazoa; Chordata; Actinopteri; Kurtiformes; Apogonidae
Source: RefSeq, a predicted model, not a curated record
UCCUCCUUCUCGCUGCAACAACAACAACCUCCGCUAGCGGCUAAACAUGGCGGCUGCGACGGUAGCGGGUCUAGAGCCCCAUCGGAUGGAGGAGAAGAAGUUCGAGUACUUCUCCUCCAUCAACUCCAUGGCGAAGAAAAUAAUGCAGGAGCGGGAGAAAAUCAAAGAAAAUCACGGCUCGUCUUGGGAGAAAAUGACGCCGCAGGAACAGGACACGGCCAUCGACAACUGGAUGAUGGACCCGCACAUCCGAGCCCGAUACGCGAUGCACCGAGUGGACCGAGAAGAGGUGGUGUGUUACCCCAAACUGCUCAUCCAGACCGGCCAGAAGAUAGUCCACUUCGGGGAGGAGGAUAUUACCUGGCAAGAUGAGCAUUCUGCCCCCUUCUCAUGGGAAACAAAGAGUCAGUUAGACUUCAGCUUGACAUCAGGCUCUAUAGAGCAGGGCAUCUCCGCCUCACAAGCAGAUUCAAAGGCUGCCAAGCAUUCAAGCCAGAUUGGCAAGAAUACACCAGGAAAUAAGGUGUCGGUCAGCGAAGGACGAAAACAAGAGGAGGAGUCGUCUUUCUGGAAGAUCAGCGCUGAGAGGUCCAGGUUGGAGGGAGAACAGGCAGACUUCCAUUCCCUGACCCCCAGUCAGAUCAAAUCCCUGGAGAAAGGAGAGAAGCCCCUCCCCUCCUACCUCCGACAGGAGACGUCUGUUUCUAAGGAACCAGAACUAGUAGAACCUCCCCAUCCUCCAGCUCCGGCUCCAACCAGAUCCACCAAACAGCGAGCGCCCAAACCCCCCGCUCCGCAGCCGCCUGUCUCCAUCCCCGUCGCCGUCAGCGCCACGCCGGCAUCCAUCUCCAUUUCCACGAACCCGGCGCCGCCCAUCAGCGUGUCGUCGUCGGUCGCGGGCUGGGAACGUUCUCAGAGCACCCUGCCGUCUGUCAGCAACACCGUGGACGACGUGUUCUCGUCCAGCCCCAUGUCCAAGUCCUCCAACGUCUCCGCCGCCAUGGAAAAGAAGGAGGAGGAGGGUACAUCCGGCUUCGACACCAGCCCCACAUUUUCCCAGUUCAACACCAGCAGCAGCAUCCUGAAGACGGGAUUCGACUUCCUGGACAACUGGUAAAACCUGCCGCCGUGGCCCCGCCCCCUCCCCCGUCGCUCUGAAGGACCACACUGCCACGACUCCGCUAUUUCCACGUCUAGGUUUCAGACGCACCGCCUUUGAGAUGCCCACGUCACGUCUUCAGCGGCUUCUUUAGACACCGCCUCGAUGCUGGCACCCCCUCCCCCCCCCCUUUUUUUUUUUUAGAAAAGUAGGAUUUUUCCGAAUAAUCUGCCAAACAUUCCCUUCCUGUCACAGUUUUAGAA